Molecule: messenger RNA, 6202 nt
Organism: Folsomia candida
Lineage: Eukaryota; Metazoa; Arthropoda; Collembola; Entomobryomorpha; Isotomidae
Gene: mub
Product: poly(rC)-binding protein 3
Exons: 16
Coding region: 1026-2180 (384 amino acids)
Biological process (GO): regulation of gene expression; regulation of RNA metabolic process
Cellular component (GO): nucleus; cytoplasm
Molecular function (GO): mRNA binding
Source: RefSeq, a predicted model, not a curated record
UUUUGCCAGUCUUGAGUUGGCAUUUGCAGUGAAAGGAGCUUUCUUGUCGCUGAGUUGUUUCCCAGUUUUUUCUCCCUCAAAUCCUCAGCCGCUUGUUCACCCUCAACCAAAUCCAACCAAAUCCAAACCAACCCCACACUCACACACCGGACGACCACGGUGUUUUCUCUUUUCCUCCUCAACAAUAUCGCAAUCACACACCACGACCAAAACUACCAUCCAAUCUUAUCUCCAAAAACCAGAUUCAUCACUCACUUAUUCACUACAUAAGUAAAUACUGAUUGAUCGUAUCACCAGACCAGACCAGAGUCACAACAAUUAAGUACGACCGACAUCAAUUUUAAUAAGUAUCCAACCAACAUUUUGUACCAAUAUUAUUCUACCGUUGCUCUGUUGCUGCUAUAUUCAUAUAUAAUACUAUUAUAUAUUUGAUCAUCAUCAAACCACCACUCCAGCCACACUGCCCUUUCACUUUUUGUGUGAUAACUCGCAAGUUCAAUUAGUGUCAGGAUCAUCAUCGUCAUCAUCAUCAUCCUUUCAAAAGUGAAGAUUGAACAGCCAAGAUCGCCGACCGACCAACCAACUAACCAACCACUUGAGUUGCUGAACUUUAUUCCACUCUAGUGAUUCUCUCUGUUGAUCUUAUCUCUGAUCUGAUUCAACUCUGUCUCUCUUCUUCUUCUGCUGCAACUAACUUGCUAACUAAUAUAUUUCUUGAUAGACGUCGAUCGUGAAAAGCGCAGUGAACCAAAAUAAAUACAUAGAGACGUGGCUACCACCAUAAGGAGAGGACGGACUUACUAGAUUAACAAUUUACAAGUGUCAUCCUCCUCGUUGAGCAGGAAUCAAUAAAUUCUUGUCAUCGGACAAUUCCAAUUCGACGUGUUAUAUUAAUAAUAGGGCUCGAAAUCAUUAAUUAUUCCUCAACAAGCAACUUCUCCUCCGCCUAAUAAGAAACUGCACACUUAUUUCUUAACCAUAUACAAUUUGUAAGUGCAAAGUGAAAGUUUUAAUCAUUUAGCAAAAUGGCGACACCAGCGGAUGAUCCAAACGUCACGUUGACCAUACGUUUAAUCAUGCAGGGAAAGGAGGUGGGAAGUAUCAUAGGGAAGAAAGGUGAAAUCGUAAAAAAGUUUCGGGAAGAGUCCGGGGCAAGGAUCAACAUCAGUGACGGGUCAUCUCCCGAGAGAAUAGUCACCAUCACAGGAAGUACGAGCGGCAUUAUGAAGGCCUUUGAUCUCAUUUGCAGAAAGUUGGAAGAAGUUUAUAAUAUGCCCAAGGCGGAUAACGUCCCAAAGCCGCCCAUCACGUUGCGAUUGAUCGUUCCAGCUUCCCAGUGCGGAUCUCUGAUAGGAAAAGGGGGGUCCAAGAUCAGAGAGAUUAGAGAAGUGACCGGUGCCUCAAUUCAAGUGGCGUCAGAGAUGCUGCCCAACUCGACUGAACGUGCUGUGACCAUCUCCGGGAUGAGCGAUGCCAUCACGAAAUGCAUCUACCAUAUCUGCAUGAUAAUGCUGGAGAGUCCACCAAAAGGAGGGACGAUUCCUUAUCGGCCAAGACCCGGACCAACUGGUCCUGGAGGGAUGAUGAUGGGACAAGCUGGUGGCGGUGGUGGUGGGUACGGAAUGCAGGGCAACUACGGUAUCAAUCCGGCCGAGCAGAUGGGAAAGAUGGGAGGGUCUCCGCUGGCAGGUCUCGCAGCCCUUGGACUUGGUGGGAUUGGCGGUCCAAAUACAGGUCCUGUGAACCCCGCAGCCCCUUUAGCUGCGUUAGCAGCCAUUGCAGGGAGUCAACUUCGCACCGGAAAUAACAGACAGCAACAGAAUCAACAGACGAAUCACGUCCAGCAAGAGAUGACGGUUCCAAAUGAGCUCAUCGGUUGUGUGAUUGGGAAAGGAGGCACUAAAAUAGCAGAAAUUCGGCAAAUUAGCGGUGCCAUGAUUCGUAUCAGCAACUCUGAAGAACUGCGGGAGGGAUGUUCUGAUCGUGUGAUCACAAUUACCGGCAAUCCAGACAGCGUUGCUUUGGCUCAAUAUUUAAUCAACAUGAGGUUAGCAAUGGAGACUGCCACCCUGGCUGGGGGAGGAUUAAUCGGGUUUCCCGCCGCGGCGCCCGUUUCAGGUCCAUCACCUGGAUUUUACAUCACCGCGCCAAGCCCCAUUCUCCGCGCGCCGAUCCACUAACUAGCGCCGCCUCCACCGCCGCCCACUUUUCUACCGUAUCACCAUCAUCUUCAACACCAUCUUGUCAAUCACAACUACCACCACGGUCAACUUCCCCCUCAUUCUAAUCAUCAUCAACACCCGUACCAUCAUUUUUCAUCCGCACUAUGACCUUCGUCCCUUUUAAUAAGGAGGGAGCCAUGCUGGUCCGGUCUGGAGGUGGAGUCUCAAGUUUUAAAUAAUUUCUUACCUAAUUUAAAUACUUACUUCUUAGCGUAAAACUAUAUACGUUCGUCAACUAUCUACUUUAACUUAUAGUCAGUUUAUCUACAUCUCAAGAAGAAGAAGAAGAAAAAGAAUGUGUAAUGCCGCAAUAACUGACCUUUUACUGAUCGAGAUCGAGACUACGACCUCAACCCUACACGUAAUUAUGUAGGGAUUGCUUUGCUGCAUAAUUAAUUUUACGAUAGAGUUUUCUCCAUAGUUUUGUGUAUAUACGAGGCAGGACUGGAGGAGGCAUAGAUGACUAAAUAUCUAAGAAUAUUUAUUACUUUCUGGACGACAAAUAUUUUUUAUUUGCCCAUUUUAAAAAGACGCGACAAAAGACAUUACUUAAUUCUGUUUAAGAGUGGUAAUUAUCUAAUAUCUUGUUUUAAUUCUUCAUACCGUAUUAUUUUACUACUACGUAAAAUUGACUGUUGUUGUGUGUAGUAGCGUGGCGAUUGGAAUUUGGAUGCUUGGGUUUGACAAUCAAUCGUUUCUUUGAGCAGGAGAUAAAAGGCCAAGGAGAAAAAAAUGUCAAGUAAUUUAUUUUCGAAUCUCAAGUCAGUUUCAUAAAACAAAAAUUCGUCAUUGCAUUGUGGUUUAGAGAUAAAAAAUAUAUGGGGGAGGGUGGUGUGUCAUUCUAGUCGGUUGGGGGACAUGAUAUAGAAAAAAAAUUAUUAUCUCUCUGAAUUUGAACUAUUCAAAUAUUUUAAAAUAUGUUUAAAACGUUUCAAAAUUAGGGAAGAAAUAUGUAAAUUGAUUAUCUCACGGCCUCAGCUACUUUUUAGAUCUGGCCUUUCUUACAUAUUUAGCAACUCGUAGAGAGAGAAAUGUAUGCAUUUUUAGCCUAAUUUUUAGAUAAUCUACAUUAUACAGUAUGGCCUGAUUUAGUUUUAGAAACAUCAGAUUUUAAUAAAUGUUAGGAUAGAAAUUACAUAAUUACCGCCGGGAUAAGGUGGCAAUAUGUAUUUACAUGUACGUAGUUCUUUAUAAAGGAGACGCUACUACUAAAUACUACGUAGAUACAUACAUACAUAAACGAAUUUUUAAGUUGUGACACAUUUCAUCAAGUAUUUUACUGUGACAUAAAUACAUAAAAUGCGGAAUAAUUUAUUUAGAAAAAAACAAGCCAAAUUUUGAAUUGAUAUCUCGUCAUACUCUCGUCAAUCUCAAGUUUUAAACUCAACUCUCUGGACUCAAAUUGAAGUAUUAUACAAAUACGCUACGCAAGAUAAGGGAGGAGGUGUCAUUGUCACUUGUUAUAUUUUAUUCAAGAGUAAUUUAUACUAGUCAAUUUCAUAGUCUCAGUUUUACACGGAGUAGAAAAAAAAAUAUGUAAAUCUGCCACUGAAAUUAUUGCCACUGAAAUGUAUUCCAUCGAACUACGCAAGAUUUUAAGGGGGCGGAUGAUAAAGUAAAAAGUAUUAAAAAAUGAUGAAUCGGUCGUGCCAAAAAACUUGGAUAACAAAAAAUAAAUAAUAUUCUUUUGAUGAUCAGAUCACUGACAGGUUGUUGAUACAUACAUACAAUUAAUACUGAGGAGGAGGAAAAAAAGAAGCGAAGAAGAGGAAAAAUUGUCUUUUUAAUAUUUUCUCAGAAUAAAUAAUAAAUAAAUAUCGUAAAUAUUGUAAAAUAAGAGUAUGCAAGCGUAAAAUUACUAAAAGUAGCUGUCUACAUAAAAUGGGGGCAGGAUGAUUUUAAUAGGAAAAAAAUGAAUUGUGUAUCGGUGCGAAGUUGUUAGAAAAAAAUGAGGAAGAACUGCACCGGACUGUGAUAGAAGUACAUAUAAAUUUCAAUGUAAGUUAACAAAAAAACUUGGCAGAAUUUGUUCAUUGUGGUUACACCACUACAAUUCUUUUUAUUUCAUUUAUCUACUAGACAAAAUUUCAAAAUUUCUCAUUUUUUCAAAAUAUUCAUAAUAACAGAAUAGAUAAAUAGUUUACUAGAAAAAACUUUCAUACGAUUUGUUCUUGAGGUUUAAUAAUUAAGUAUUUACCGUUUUCAUUUCUUAUUACUCAAUAUACAAAUACUGGAAGGAUAAUGAGGGUCUAAACGCUAGUGAGUAUAUAAAUAAAUUAUGUAUGCUAACAGUAAAAAUAUUUAAUAUUAAUUGCAACUAACUCGAAUUUUGGACUGUCUCUAUUAAACACUACUCGGUAAACAUUUUUGGAUAAACGAUCUCAAUAGGCGUGUGAGAUUCAGAACUUUAACAUUACAUAAUUGUCCAUCUCGUAAUUAUUCAAGUACGAGAUAAAGCGUGAAACUGGUAGUAAUUUUUGGUCAUAUUUAGGUUUUCUAUGAAUCAUUAGUGAUACCGAAUACAUGAAAAAUACAUAAGUCAUACAUAAUUUUACCGUUUUCAAUUAUCUACUUAAUUAAUCACUCAUCAUUUUGUGUUUUAUUAAUGACUGAAGAGGUGCUGUUGGCUUUACUUGAUACUAGUUUGCUACUUACAUAUUGAUAACACGCGAUUAUUAUUCAUUUAUCAUUAUCAUUCUUGCAAUUCUAUCACUACGUCACUUUGUGUCGUAGAGAUAAAAUUCGAUUAAAAUGGUAGCUUUAUAAAAGACACGAGAUUCACUGGCAGGCAGCAGCAAUCAUUCUUAUAAUUGUUGACGUAAUGCAAGUCUUUAUUGUCUAAAAUUGUAUAUAAUCAAUCAACCACGAUCUAAAUUUUAUGACCACAGCCACACCACACACCAGACACACUGAGGAUUUUAGUUGUUGGAUGUGGUGAAGGUAAGGGUGCUGCUUUUUAUCAUACUUAAUUAAAUACUUAACUUGUUAGUGAAUAUGCAAGGUAUCCUACUUCAUAGCUUGUAGAAAAUCAAGAGAGAAUAUCAACAUAUCGGACAAAUGCCUUAUGAAAUCAACAAGGGUUGGAUUAUUUUCACUUUGUUUCGUUCCUUGAUUACUAACAAAAUUGAGAUUUUAAUUCAUAUAUAUUGUUGAAUCAAUCAAUUAAUCAAGCAACAAAUCAAUCUUUUUAUUUGGGCUGAGUUAUUAUUAUAUUUACUAAAACGAGCUUAUAAUUCUGAGAUUCCAUACAUACAUUUUUAUCUAAACGUUUCGUUCCCACCCUGAAAUUAAUAUUGAGAACAAUAUGAUUUUAUAAAUAUGUGCAUAUUUCAUGUUUUUUUUGGUUUUGAAAAAGAUUGUCAAUUUAUUAUUCGUUCCAAUACCAUACAAAACUACUUAAUUGUUCAAACGAGUCAAAUCAAGAAGUAACAUCAUUCAAUUCAAUUCAAUCGCUCCGAUAAUCAUUAGGAACUAACUUUACUGUGGAAGUAAGCAAUUACGUAAAAUAUGGGACAAAUUGUGUAUAUGUAUGUAUUUCAUGUCUGCUGGAUUGGAUGUAUCAAUUCCUACAUCGAUAACCUACAUAUGGAUAAAACUAAGCAACUAGAUUUUCUCUUUGUUUCAAUUUGUAAAAUGUGUAAAUUUGUAAAAUGAUAGCAAAAAACUACGCCAGAGAAAGUUCAGAGGACAUGAAAAACUGCGACAGUCGCUCUCUAUAAGAAAGUCCUAUUCAAUUUUUAGUCAGAAAGUCCAACAGGAUAAAAUGAUAAGCCAUUAAAUUAUUAUUACGACGACGGUUGUGAGUGAAAGUUUUAGUAAAUGUAUAACGUACAUAACUCCAUAAAUAAAUAGAUAGCGGUACAUACAUACAUAGCUAACUUAUUUUUAGGUUAUCAAAAGUGAUGAAAUAUCUAACUCGGUGUUUAUUACGAAUAAACAAAACAGGUGAAAGAAGUGAUUAUUAUAAAAAUAUGAGAAAA